GUGAGGGCGGCAGUCAGCCGGGAAGAUGGCGUCGUCCAUGCUGGUCCUGGUCAUUUCCCCUUGGCUGGCGGCAAGGAGACUUCUCCGAAGCUGUUGUGAGCGGCUGCAGCGGAAACUUCUGCAAAGCCAGCCAGGUUUUCCCAGUCCUCUGUGUGGUCCAGCAUUAGCAGUCCAGGGCCCAGCCAUAUUUGUAGAUCCUGCAAAUGAUACCAUUGGAAGUAAGGAGAUUUCCAGCUUUGGGGAUAGUAUCUUUUGGAUGGCAGCUCCCAAAAACAGACGCACUAUUGAAGUUAACCGGUGUAGGAGAAGAAAUCCUGAGAAGCUUAUUAAAGUUAAGAAAAAUAUAGACAUUUGUCCUGAAUGUGGCCACCUGAAACAGAAACACGUCCUUUGUGGCAAUUGCUAUGCAAAGGUGUGCAAGGAGACUGCAGAAAUCAGAAGACAGAUAGGGAAACAAGAAGGGGGCCCUUUUAAGGCUCCCACUGUGGAGACUGUGGUGCUGUACACGGGAGAGACACCAGCUGAACAAGAUCAGGGCAAGAGGAUCAUCGAACGAGACAGGAAGAGGCCUUCCUGGUUCACCCAGAAUUGAUACCACAGAUAUUUAAACAAAAUGACUCCACAGAAAAACAUUUCUCCUAAAGAGAGGAAGAUUCAUUGUUUUUGUGUUGUUGUACUUACUGUUUUAAAAUCAUCAACAUAGUUGAAAACAUUCUUGAUAGACAAUUUUAUGUAGAAUAUUUUGAAGAACACAUCAUGAAUAAAUUUUGAAAAUGUUUGUGUAGAGGGUAAAUGGAUUUAAUAUGUCUGUUUCUGUUACACUGUAAGGUUUUAAGUAAAAAGAACUUCCAACACAGAAAAGUAAAACAAAUACUUUAAACUUCAUAGCAAGAAUUGUUCAUUUUGGCUCAAGUUCUUGUUUGUUUGCCAGUAUUUUCUCUUACACAAGAAUACUUACACAAAUACUUUUCAUUUAAAUAACACCUAGAAAUAGGUUAUUAUUUGAAUUGUUAGUAUUUUUAAGAUGGUAGUCAUGACAGUAUGGAAAGGUUUUGUUCUUUGUUUUGUUGUUUUGUUUUAGGAAAUUACUCUUGAAACCACUCUAUAUGCAGUAUUGUGUUAAUUUAGUUAGAUGAUAGAAAUAGUUCUUGACAUUUCAAGAAUUCAUUAGGUGGUUCAUGAGAUUUAUAUUUUAUGAUUGUGGAAGAAAGAUUUUUAGUAGGGAACUGUCAGUAAAGUCAAUAGUACUGUGCUAAGGAUGUUGUCUUUGCAUUUCCCUUCUAGUUUGUCCAAAUAUUCACAGUUUCCAGUCUUCUUGAAUGUUUAAUUUUCUCUAUUAGUUUUUAAAUUACAAAAGUAAUACAUCUUCGUAUGUAAUACAUAAGCCCAUAAUAAAGGAAUGCAAAGCAAUUUACCAAAAAGAACUAAUUGUUUCUCCCCCACCACACCUUUUCCCACCCCACCUUGGUGUAUAUGCUUGUAAAUGCUUCUCCACACUGCCACAAGAUUAUAGUUCUAAAACAGAUCUGAUCAUAUCACUCCACUGAUCAAAAUCAAGCUCCUAAUUAAACCCCUUCUUGUGUCCUAAUGAUCUGUCCAACUCUAUAUGUUCACCUCCUAACAGUACGCUGCACACCCCACACCUGUGGCUCUUGAAGUUAGAAAUCACAACCACAGGUAGCAGACCCUGUUAGCUACCUUCUUAUACAUCUCUCUUCUUCCAGUGUCUUCAUUUGGCUUCACAGUUUUCUUCCUACCUCACUGAUUAUUCCUUCUCAGUCUCGCCAACCUCUGGACUUGAGUACCCCAAGACUCCAUCAUUGGAACUCUUCUCUAUCCUCACUCACCUGAGUGAUCUCAUCCAGUCUCAGGCCUUUAAAUAUCAACUGUAUGUGGACAGCUUCCAAUUUGGUAUUUUCAGCAUGGACCUCUUCUCUGAACUACCGACAUAUAUUCAGCUGCCUACUCAGUAUUUCCAGUUGUGUCUUAACAGAUUUCAAAUAUCUUAAACUCAAUUACCUCCAACUCAUAAUGUCUUCUCUUCCAGUUCUGCUGCUCCCCAACUCUUCUCCAUCUCUGUUGAUGGCAACUCCAUUCUUCUUGUUGCUCAGUCCCAAAAUCUUGGAGCCAUCCUCAACUUCAUAGUUUCUCUAUCUCUAUCUCUGUCUUCUAUCUUCUAUCUCUUCUCUAUCUCUCCCUCCCCAAACCCACAGCCAAUUUGGGAGCAAAGCCCAUGGGUUUUACAUUCAAAAUAUACUUAGAGUAUCCCUAGAAUCUUUCCACUUAUCACCACUUCCAUGGCUACCACCCCAAUCAGAGCUUCCUCCAACUGGCCUAAAAUGAAGGCACUAACUAGUCUUCCUGCUUCCACCCUGGUCUCCUGUAUUCUCAACUUGGCAGCCAAAAUUCUUUUAAAACAUGUCAGGUCAUGUCUCUCCUCUGUUCAAAAUACUUUAUCAGAAUCUUAACCCAAAUAAAAAUCUGGCAGAUAGACACAUGCAUGAGGAUUUCGCUUGACAUGUACACACGCACACUUGUGAAUAAAUUGAGUUGUCAUCAAUCAAAAAUAUUUUCAGUGUACUAUAGUAUGACUUUAUUUAAAGAAACUGUGAUAAAUCUCUUAAAAAUAUAAACUAUUUUUCAUAAUUUUUGUGACUUAAAUUUAAGAUUUCUUCUUGAAGGAAGUACAAAGACUAAGGAACUUUAAAAUAUUCGUUUUAAUGGGGAUUGCUUUACGCCACUUCAGAACUGUUUUCUGUCCCUGCCCCCAUCCUCCCAUAUACAGUUGUUAUGUUUCAGAGGCAGGAUUAGCCCCACAAUAUUUCUAAAUCUGUGCUAAGGAACUCUACUGUCUAUGAAUAGCAUUUCUUUUCCUGGCACAUAUGCAAAAAUAAACGUUCUGUCUUCUGCUGCAA
Molecule: messenger RNA, 2915 nt
Organism: Choloepus didactylus (southern two-toed sloth)
Lineage: Eukaryota; Metazoa; Chordata; Mammalia; Pilosa; Megalonychidae
Gene: MRPL32
Product: mitochondrial ribosomal protein L32
Exons: 3
Coding region: 26-592 (188 amino acids)
Biological process (GO): translation
Cellular component (GO): mitochondrial large ribosomal subunit
Molecular function (GO): structural constituent of ribosome
Source: RefSeq, a predicted model, not a curated record